Molecule: messenger RNA, 1699 nt
Organism: Globicephala melas (long-finned pilot whale)
Lineage: Eukaryota; Metazoa; Chordata; Mammalia; Artiodactyla; Delphinidae
Source: RefSeq, a predicted model, not a curated record
UCCCCUGACGGGGAGGACCAGCCUCCCAGUGGACACACCCUCGGGUCUCCGUCCUGAGGGCACCGUGGUCUCCUCCAUCUGCACCGCCUGGACCACAGGGACGAGACGCCAUGACCCUCAGCCUCACGGCCCUGCUCUGCCUCGGGCUGAGUGUGGGCCUGAGGACCCAGGUGCAGGCAGGCACCCUCCCCAAACCCACCAUCUGGGCUGAGCCAGGCUCUGUGAUCCCCUGGGGGAGCCCCGUGACCAUCUGGUGUCAGGGGACCCAGGGGGCCCAGAUGUUCCGUUUGGAUAAAGAGGGAAGCUCACCUCCCUGGGACAGACGGCCCUCACUGGCGCCCGGGAACAAGGGCAAUUUCUCCAUCUCAUACAUGACACAGGACUAUGCAGGGAUAUAUCACUGUUACUAUCGCAGCCCCACUGGCUGGUCAGAGAGCAGUGGCCCCCUGGAGCUGGUGGUGACAGGGGCCCACAGCAAACCCACCCUCUCAGCCCUGCCGAGCCCUGUGGUGACCUCGGGAGGGAACGUGACCCUCCAGUGUGGCUCAUGGGAGGGACUGGACGGGUUCAUUCUGACUAAGGAAGGAGAACCCAAGUCCUCCUGGACCCUGGAUGCACAGCGAGGCCCCCAUGGGCAGACCCAGGCCCUGCUCCCCGUGGGUCGCGUGACCCCCAGCCACAGGUGGAUGUUCAGAUGCCACGGCUUUUACAGGGACACCCCCCAGGUGUGGUCGGCCCCCAGUGACCCCUUGGAGCUCCUGUUCCCAGGUGUAUCUGGGAAGCCCUCCCUCCUGACCCCGCAGGGCCCUGUCGUGGCCUCUGGACAGAGCCUGACCCUCCAGUGUCGCUCUGACGUCGCCUAUGACAGAUUCGCUCUGUCCCAGGAGGGGAGACAGGCCCUCCCCCAGCGCCCUGGCUGGCAGCCCCAGGCUGGGCUCUCUCAGGCCGGCUUCCCCCUGGGCCCGGUGACCCACGCGGGCCGGUACAGAUGCUACGGUGGACACAACCUCUCCUCCGAGUGGUCGGCCCCCAGUGACCCCCUGGACAUCCUGGUGGCAGGGUCGUUCCCUGACACGCCCUCCCUCUCGGUGCAGCCGGGCCCCGUGGUGGCCUCAGGAGAGAACGUGACCCUGCUGUGUCAGUCAGGGAGCAGAAAGGAAACUUUCCUUCUGUCCAAGGAGGGGGCAGCCCGGCCCCCACUGCGUCUUAGAUCAAAGUACCGAGGUGGGCAUUUCCAGGCCGAAUUCUCCAUGAGUCCCGUGACCUCAGCCCACAAUGGGACCUACAAGUGCUACAGCUCACUCAGCAGUAACCCCUACCUGCUCUCACACACCAGUGCCCCCCUGGAGCUCGCGGUCUCAGCAGCUGACACCAUCCACCCGCCAAAAAACAAGUCAGAUCCCACGAGUGGCUCUGACCGUGUGAUCUCUCGUCCAGAAUCCCUACCCUCACACCGCCAAGACUACACAGUGGAGAACCUCAUCCGGAUGGGCAUGGCCGGCUCCGUCCUGCUGGGCCUCGGGAUUCUGCUCUUUCAGGCUCAACACGGCCACGGAGGAGCCCAAGAAGCAGCCAGGAGCUGAACACGAGAGGGGACCGUGCACCGUCCGAGUGGUGGAGCCCUGUCACGACCUUAUGUGCCAGGAGGUUCUGGAAGAGAAUCUGCAGCACGUGUUGUGUGAACUGUCUGACCAGGGAG